Messenger RNA from Brettanomyces nanus, 1896 nucleotides. RefSeq lists its product as uncharacterized. Gene Ontology annotation, molecular function: antiporter activity; xenobiotic transmembrane transporter activity. The record is from RefSeq and is a predicted model, not a curated record. The coding region runs from base 1 to 1896 and encodes 631 amino acids. The transcript has a single exon. Lineage: Eukaryota; Fungi; Ascomycota; Pichiomycetes; Pichiales; Pichiaceae. Gene Ontology annotation, cellular component: membrane. Gene Ontology annotation, biological process: xenobiotic detoxification by transmembrane export across the plasma membrane.
AUGUCUCGGACUUUGAGUCAGAUGCCGAAAUUGAUGAUGAGUUCGAACGGAUUGUCCAUCAACUCUAAACGGAGAAAGAUUUCCAUGACAUUUCUACCUCCUAGCACCAAAUCUCCCUUGUUUGUAUACAACAAUGACUACGAUCAGCGGUCAUUUCUCAGUCUUGGACGUAGAUCACCUGAAGAAAACACAGCCAUGGCUGAUGAGGAAGAGGGAAGCAAUGACACCGAAUCUGUGUCAACUUUUAGGUCACUACCGUCGACUUUAGAGGGAACCGAUGAUGAUGUCGAGUCAAUGAGUAGAUGGUUGGAUGAAGAACGAGAAAGAAGAUCACAGAAGAGUACUUAUGGAUCAGUAGAUGCCUCACAGAGACGUCGUUCGUCGUCUUCUGAGCUUUUAAGACAGGCGGAUGUUGUUUUCCAGCGAAGAAACAGCUAUAGCUCCAGCGUCAGCAGCAAAUUAGAUCGGGAAAAUGCGGGUUUACUCAGUGCUGAUGAAAUCGAUAACUCAGGAGUUGAAGAUGAAGAGGAUUUCGCUACGGAAAAGGCAACAAUAGCCAGUGAAUCACGGAGAUUAAGCAGAUAUUCUGCUCCAUUGGUGGUUAAUUUUAUCCUCGAGCAGAUGUUCUCACUUGUUUGUGUUGUCUUUGCAGGACAUCUUGGUAAGGAAGAACUAGCCGCUGUUUCUAUGGCAUCUAUGGUCUCUACCAUGACCUUCGCCAUAUACGAAGGACUAGCCACUGCUUUAGACACUCUCUGUCCUCAAGCUUAUGGUGCGGGCCAACCGCACCUUGUUGGAGUGCAUACACAACGAUGUGCUGCGCUAUCGUUAUUUCUCUUCAUUCCGGCAGCCAUUUUGUGGUGGUACAGUGGCUUUUUUUUCAAGUUUAUCCUAUCGGACGAGAAGGUGGUAUCCUUAGCUCAGCAGUUUCUUCGUGUACUCAUCCUUGGAGGACCCCCAUACAUUCUUUUUGAAGAUGGCAAGCGUUUUCUUCAGGCUCAAGGCAUUUUUGAUGCAGGAACGAUCAUUCUUUUCAUUACUGCACCUCUUGAUGUGCUUUUAAACUGGGCCCUUGUCUAUUCAGACACCUUCGGCAUAGGAUACAUAGGUUCUGCGGUGGCUGCAGUGAUUAAUUUCUGGCUUGCAUUCAUUUUACUCGUACUUUUUGUUAUCUUUAUAGACGGAAAUGAAUGUUGGGCAGGCUUCACGGUGGCUUCUUUACAUCAUUGGUACGAUCUAUCCUUGCUAGCGAUUCCAGGUGUAGUGAUGUUACUGGCAGAGUCAAUGGCGUACGAAAUAUUGACAUUAUUAGCCUCUUAUUUCGGAACCAACGCUCUUGCGGCGCAAUCAGCACUUUCCUCUGUGGUCUCUUUACUAUACAUGAUUCCGUUUGCUUUGUCUGUGGCUUCUUCCACUAGAAUAGCCAAUUUUGUGGGAUCUGGAAACAUCCCCAGCGCUAAGGUGGCCGUGCAUGUUGGCAUGAGUUCGUCUCUCUAUUCUGCUGCCCUCAACUCUGUGAUUAUUUACAUUUUUGCAAAACCAAUUGCACGACUUUUUACAAAAGAUCUUGAUGUCCAGAAACUGAUUGUCUCAUUAUGUCCACUUAUGUCACUGUUUGUCAUCUUCGAUGGUUGGGCAUGCAUUGCAAGUGGUCUUCUGAGAGCUUUAGGACUACAAGGUAUUGGUGGAACCAUAAAUAUGGUCGGUUACUAUCUAAUCGCAGUGCCUCUUGCUUUAUUUCUCGGCUUCAAUUGCAAUAUGGAGUUGGUAGGCCUUUGGCUGGGUAACGGUUUUGGCCUGAUGUUAAUUGCCGCGGCAGAAACGUGGGUGAUUUACACAGCGGACUGGAAUAAGGCCGUGGAGCAAGCCAGAGAAAGAAACAGGGCUUGCAUCUAA